Molecule: messenger RNA, 963 nt
Organism: Pygocentrus nattereri (red-bellied piranha)
Lineage: Eukaryota; Metazoa; Chordata; Actinopteri; Characiformes; Serrasalmidae
Exons: 3
Coding region: 56-826 (256 amino acids)
Source: RefSeq, a predicted model, not a curated record
GUUCAGCUCUUCUUCAUCUACAGAAGCUCCUCAGACUCCUCCUGCACGGACAGCCAUGGUUCUCAGUGGAACUCUAAGAGUGGUCCUGCUCUGUCUCCUCUCUCUCUGUCUGAGAGGAACUGAAGCUCAGCUGGUGGAUCAGAACAAUCUGGCUCGCAUCAUCCGUCACAUUCAGACCCGUUACAGUCCAGGUGGACAGUAUGCAGUGGCCAUCAACAUCCCACGUCAUCUCUGUACUGGACGCUUCAGUUAUGAGGAAUUGAGGAAUGCUCUUAACAAUGAUCAGCCAAACAAUGUGAGAAAUAACUUGAGAAAUAACUCAAUCUAUAAUGGGCAACGGAUGAUUGCUGCAACCAGAAUAGAAGAUCCCAACAACAUUGACCAAAAUACAACUCAGCACCCCUUCUUCCACUCUGAGUACCUUCUGCUGAUUAAUUCUAAUCCAUUAGGGGUACGUCCCAAUGUUCCACUCAUGCAGGCUCUCCUGAACAGAGACCCACAGGGCUGUGUGAUCUUCUACACCUACAACUCCCCCUGUACAGGAACCUGCUUAAAGAGGAACAGACCCCGUAACAUCCUCACUGCCCUCAACAUGAUUAGACGCCGCCCAGGCCCAAAAGCUUUCGUCUACAACAGGAUAUUUCAAAGAGAUCAAGGGAACCCUCAACUGGGGGUAAGGCUUAGGCAAAUAGAGGGAAACAAUAAUAACAGAUUUCUCUACCGCUGUAACCAAAAUGUGAUGAAUCCUCACUACACGUGUCGGCUUUGCUUCAAUGGAGCCACAACAGAUCCAGACUGCCUGAACUUAAGUUCACAAUCUGAUUGAUCACUGUGUGUGAAAUCCUGCUGUGCUUAAACUCUGUCGCUCACUCACUGAGUGAGAAUCACUCUUCUGCUCUUCUUCCUGCUCUCAUUGGUCUCUGGUCACUGAUCAUUACCAAUAAAUAAACUCAGCAAACUGCA